AUGGAAGCUCCGCCGCCGGCAACCGGUGUUAGUCCCGGAACAGUGGAGAGGGCCGUGAACGCGCUCCAGGCAUGGCGAGCUACCAAGCUGAAAACCCAGAAAGCUCAACUCCUAGAACAGGACGAGUUCAUGUAUGUUGUUAUCUCUCUCAAGAAAAUCCCGGAAAAGGGCGUCGGCCGAGUCAAGCCGUACAAAGUCAGUCUCCCCCACCGCCUGGCAAACCCUGAAGACGGAAGCUCCGAGCUCUGCUUGAUCAUCGACGACAGGCACAAAUCUGGCCUCACCAAGGAAUCCGCCAAGAAGAAGAUCGAACACGAUGGAAUACCCAUCUCCAAAAUCAUCAAGCUUUCCAAGCUCAAGACCGAUUACCGCCCCUUCGAGGCCAAGAGGAAGCUCUGCGAUUCCUAUGACUUGUUUUUUGCUGACCGAAGGGUGCUCCCUUUGUUGCCUAAGAUGUUGGGGAAGGAGUUUUUCAGGAAGAAGAAGAUUCCGGUUGCGAUUGAUUUGAAGCACAAGGGCUGGAAGGAACAGAUUGAGAACGCUUGUGGCUCUGCUCUGGUGUUUGUGAAGACUGGUACUUGUAGUGUUGUGAAGGCGGCGAAGCUGUCGAUGGAGAAAGAUGAGAUUGUGGAGAAUGUGAUGGCUACGAUUAAUGGGGUUGUUGAAAAGAUUGUGCCUAAGAAAUGGGGUGGUGUCAGGUCUAUUCACAUGAAGCUGCUUGAUAGCUUGGCUUUGCCCGUGUAUGAGGCGGUUCCUGAGUUGAAGUUGAAGAUUGAAGGGCAAAAAGAUGAGAUAGAGGAGGAGACGGAGAAGGAGGUGGAGACAGAAAAUGUCGAGGAGGGGAAAACUGGGAAGAAGAAGAAGGGGAGAAUUAGUGAGAUUAGGUAUAUGGAUAGCAAUGGCGAUACUGAUCCUGAUGGUGAAAAACUGAGUGAUGGUGAAAAUGAGACAGAGGCUGGUGGAAGUGCUGAGGUUGUAGUUAAGAAGAGGAAGAAGGGAAUUAAAGCUGAAGGCGAGAGAAGAGCGAAGAAGGUAUCUAAAGUGAAGAAUGUGGAGGUAUCUAAAGUGAAGAAUGUGGAUGGUGUCAAGCGAAAGAAAGAUGUCAGUAAAGGAACAAAUGAGGCAGCCAUCAAGCUAAAGAAGAAGAAGAAAGUCUGA
Linum tenue is the source of this 1158-nucleotide messenger RNA. The record is from the annotation of a GenBank genome assembly. NCBI's taxonomy places the organism in Eukaryota, Viridiplantae, Streptophyta, Magnoliopsida, Malpighiales, Linaceae.